AUGUUUUCUUCCGCGUCUCACGAAGGCGGGCCCGCCAAAGGCACGCGAAGCAGUCGCCGACGACAGCGCACCUCCGAUCCCUCUGCCCAGCAACCGAAGGCGAAGCGCCAAAGGGUCCCCUUGGCCGAGACCGCCUCCGUAAAUCCGGAUGCACAACCCGACUUGUACGAGGUGAAGCCCGAUAAAAUCGGCGCCCACGCGACUAAGCGCGACGGCAUCGAGAACGCUGGCGCGCAACGAAGGGAACUCAGCGUGCGAUCAAAGAAGCCCAAACCAGGGGAGAGGGCUGCCAAGGGCGACGGGAGCAUUGUUUUGACAACGAAUAAUGCGUUUACCGUGAGCAAGUUACCGGCACUACCAGACAGACUCCGCACAGACGCGCAAAGUAAGACCGACUCCCUUGUACUAUCCAAGGGCGGAAUGUUUCGCGGACAAGCAUUGCUGAACUCUUCCAAAGAUCGCCAGCACGGUGCCGUUUAUUCAUCGACCGGCUACGCCCUGAGCCUCACCCAUAACCACGUCUUCGUAUGGCCCUACACCUCGACGACAUCUUCCCCCGAAACCUUCACAUUCACCAUCCCGUACCCUUCGAAGCAUGCCUCCGAUCCUCUCCCGCUUGCGUCCUUGGUCACCGCCUCGGCCUCCUCAGAUGAGCCUGGGUUGGUCGUCAUCAUCCCGACGAGCGGCAAGGUCGCGUAUUGGGAGUCCAUCUCGAGCGCAGCCACUGCCGACUUCAUUCGGCAACAACGGACCGGCGUCGAAGACUCAAUAUCCGGCAUGUAUUCGGGCGAGCACGUUACUCAAAUCGUCGAUGCUGGGUCUGCGGGGUUCAUUUUGGUCUUCAGCACUGGACGGAUGGCGUACAUGAGUGUGAGGGAUGCACACGGACGCCCCGGGAUCACCGCCCAGUUCCUUCGGAGCGGUCUAGGCGGCAAUGCUUUGGGCUUUUUCGGAACCAUCCGCCACGCCCUCAGCUCAGCUGCUUUCCGCGGCGAAAUUGCUGCCGCGCGGACCAGCCACGGGUCCAAGGUUGGAGAGCGGAUAGUUGUUGCCGCCACCUCUAAAGGACGGUUGCACUCGUGGAAGAUACACCGUGGCGGUCAUCACGAACUCGUUUCUGAUUCCGACAUCCGGGAACGAUUGGUGGAAGCCAUCUAUGAAGCCGAUCCAGCCGUGAGCAACUUCUCACCAGACUCUUUUGAGGUGCUCGACUUCACGCUUGUGCCCCGGGGCCUGGCGCAAAAGUAUAUUAAUGCUAGUUGCCUGAGCGAGGCGUUGGCCCACGAAGAGGAGUCGUUGCAACAUGCUUUGCUUCUUGCUUCUUUUUCAAAACAGCACCGAUCUCGAUACUCGCUAGUCGAGGUGGUUAUAAGCCCUGAGGGCCCUCGGAUCGGAAUGGUCCGUCCGGUAACCUCGUACAACAGCCCCGUGAGGUUCGGAGCCGCGGAGAAGCCUCGGAUCUACCUCCCGCGGCCUGCCCUCGUUGCUUUCCUCGUAUUCGAUAGGGCCGUGGUCGUCUCCUCCAUGGUUGCCCCCCCCGACUCCCCGGAUGCACAGCUACAGGAAGAUAGUCACAUGCUACCACAUACCUUCGAAGAUGUGGUAGACUUUCGGGACGAAGAGACCCUUCAGGUUGUCGGGUCUGGCAUCGAAGAGCCCACCGGGGGCGGGCACGCACAAGACGACGCGAGACCUCACCGUCACAGGACAAAAAACCCCACCGUCGUGCUCCUACUUCAAGGAGUCGGCGCGGUCAGGAUUGCAGUCUCCGACAUCGACCGGUUUGCCAGCGAAACUCCGCCGGAGGUCACUGCGAAGAGCAAGCUAGAACAGGCUGUGUUCUUUGGGGUCAAGGAUGACAAUCCAUUGGUGUUUCAGGGCAGGCGAGAGCUGCCCUUCUCAAGCGAGGAGAUCGGAAACGCGGCGAUUGAGCUGAGCCAUGAGAUUGUGAGCUCGAAGACACCCUUCAUCGCGAAUCUACCGGCCUCGCUCGAGAACAACAUGAAGAGCAGGGUUGUCUACCUGGACGGCUUGGUUGCCUAUCUCAAUUCACUUGAUGUUGACUUGGGCAUGCGCACCCGGUGGAUGCUUCUCUACAAUGCUGAAAAGAUGGCUGUCGCGACAUGGAUAUGGCAAAAGCAUGAACAGUUUCUCGCCGAGAGACCCAAGGGCGACAAGAAGACGCUCAUCUCCGAAACGGCAGUUUACAUCAACGAACACCAAAAGACGGAGCUCAACCCGGCCGUGGGCCAGGUGGACCCUGUUCGUCACUGGUUCAUCAACGACGUGUGGAGGUUGGAUAUUUUUGUUGCCUGGGCCUACCAAAUCAUCAAGUACCACUUCACGGAGCGGUUGGCCGACGAGGCCGGCAUUAAUCGGCUGGUUUGGGAGGCCGUCACGAUCAAUAAUGGGGCAUUGUUUGAGGCACGUCAGUUUCGGCUCAACAGGGCAAGGCAAUACGGCGUCAACCCGAGAGAUAUCGCCGGCGGCAACGCAAUCCCGGAGCCCUGGACCGCGACUUUCUUUAUCACCAACAACCUCAAGCGACUGGUCGAGUUCUGCUACCAAUGGCUUGAGCGGUGCUCGGACCCAUCUCCCGAUAACACCCCGGUUGACUCUCGCCUUCUUGAAUCCACCCGGCAUCUUUUACCCUCGUUAACGAGCCAGUACCUAACAUCUCUCGCCGAAUUCUCGAGCUGGGCCGCGUUGAGCGACGACGCCCAAGCUCAGGAGCGCGGCAAGGCGUACCAGCAAAUCUACCAAGACGAUGUUUAUACUAAGAUUCUGAGGCUCAAGGAUUUCAAUUUGUGGGAGGAGGCUAUCGAGCUCGCUAAGGAGUACAAAGCAUUCGACUCGCUUGCCGAAGUCGUGGUGCAACAAAUCUUAUCGUUGACACAAAGUGCGAUGGAAGGAAACACGACGGACAGCGCGGCACAAGAAAAGCUCGCUCUCGCUAAGCUCAAGCAGCAGAAAAUGGGCCGCUUAUUUGACGACUACGAGGAGGGUUUUGCCUUCCGUGCUUAUGAAGUUCUCCUCGAGAAUAGCGGCGUGGAGGCUGUUCUGGACUUCCCUUACGACAGGAACGGUUACGCGACCAAGUUUCUCCGGACCAAGCCUGAGCUAGCCAAGAUAUCGUGGAUCAACGACGUUGAGAGGGAGAAGGACAUUGAUCAUGCCGCCGAAACGCUGCUGGACCUGGGCCUCACCCGCGAGCAGCAAGUCUGGAAUAAAAAGAUUGAGCUCAGCUUGGGCAAACUGGCUCUACUCGCUGAGGAAGCUGAGCCCGUCAAUGACGGCGUCAGUAGCGCCCCCUCUGAUAACGAGGGGCGGAACGGUGUCAACCUCGAGAAGAUCGACCACGCGCUCGAGCUCAUCAAGAUCCAGGACGCCUUAUAUAGUCAGAUCCUGCCCACUAUUCAGGAGGGUGUUGACGAGUCGGCGGAAGUGGAACUCGCCGUCAAGGAGCACGGGGUCCUGAUCCCGAAGAGGCAAAAGGCACUUCAUCAGGUUUUUGAUGAUUCCAUGUCACGCUUGCUCAGACACGAAGCACUGCAACCGCACACCUUGAUUGACCUACUCACUCUGGCGUCGCUUCCUUCCAACCACUACGACACCAUCGGCGACCAAUUCUAUCUUGCGCUCAAGGUCGCCCAGUACGGUCUCAAGGGCGAGGAACGUCUUGACGCUGAGCGGCUUAUUUGGAGACGGUGCUUCAUACGUGACGAUUGGCAGCAAGUCAAUCAGACCAACGAGAAGGGUGACCUUGACCAACUCGCCACCGUGGGCGAGACGGCUGCCUACCACACGUUAUUUGCAGUUGUAGACGAGCAACACUCUCAUUCCAAGUUCCACCCCUUCGUCAAGCCCUCGGACGCGCUCGGCGUCUUCACCGAGUCGCUCGACCGCCGCUUCGAGAGCAUGGACGACGGCUUCCGCGGCAAGCUGCUGGACGCCAUGCGCUGGGACGACAAGCAGCUGCGCACGGCCAUCGACAAGGCCCAGCUCGAUGCCUGGUACAGGACCACGCGGGAAUGUGCCGAAAAAACGGUGGCCGUGACCUAUGACCGGCUCACGGCUGCGAAGAAGGCUGCGGCCGCGCAAGAGCAGGCCGCGCGGGCUCAGGCUCGGGCUCAGGCACAGGCACGGACUCAGGCGCAAGCACAAGCACAGGCGCGGGCGCAGCCGAAUGGGAAUGCGAAAUCGAAAUUGGUUAUCAAGGAGAGGGAGAGGACGAUGCCUGGGGGUUUGUUUGGACUUUGA
This is a messenger RNA of Chaetomium globosum CBS 148.51, 4260 nucleotides long. RefSeq lists its product as uncharacterized. The record is from RefSeq and is a predicted model, not a curated record. Gene Ontology annotation, cellular component: nuclear pore outer ring. Gene Ontology annotation, biological process: poly(A)+ mRNA export from nucleus; transcription-dependent tethering of RNA polymerase II gene DNA at nuclear periphery; protein import into nucleus. Bases 1 to 4260 code for a protein of 1419 amino acids. Lineage: Eukaryota; Fungi; Ascomycota; Sordariomycetes; Sordariales; Chaetomiaceae. The transcript is spliced from 3 exons. Gene Ontology annotation, molecular function: protein binding; structural constituent of nuclear pore.